Messenger RNA from Klebsormidium nitens, 1455 nucleotides. The record is from the annotation of a GenBank genome assembly. Lineage: Eukaryota; Viridiplantae; Streptophyta; Klebsormidiophyceae; Klebsormidiales; Klebsormidiaceae.
AUGCCCUUUUUGAGAGAUGCCCUCAUCCUGUGGCUACCACCAAGUUGGACGAACAGCUCCACAUUACAUCUACGAAGCAAGCUGCAUCACCUUCACCAUCUCCCGAAAGCCAAAACGAUGAGGGGAGACGGGCCGCCGAACGCGCGGGCACGCUCCGGCACCCCCGUCUUCCCCGACCAAUGGCCAGACAGCAUCGAGGACCUGGUUCGCUACAUGGACCCUCGCUAUGACGGCCCGGUCCUGGACCGCCCCUACGACAUGCAAGACCCUCCCCAGACCCUGCGCUUCGGCCAGCGCAUUCCCAGCAUGGACGAACUCCAGCAACUGUGGGAACCAGAACUAGAAGCGGGAGAAGAACCUUCCAGGAGCGUCGAGAACAGCAGCUCCUCGGUGGAAGAGGGGGAGGGGCGCCGCGGCGCGGCGCGCGCGAGCACCGCGAGCGUGAACACGUCGCGGCCGCGCGGAUUGGGAGGCGGCUUGGCGCAAGGCGUUUCAGCGGCGCCCGCGCAGACGCGGAGCCAGUCCGUGGGGCCUGUCCCCACAUUGACUGAGGGUUUGCAGAUGCGCGCGCACACACGGAGCCAGUCUGUGGGGCUCAUUCCUGUCCCUACCUUGACAGAGGGUUUGGAGGUUUCUAGGGGCGUCAAGCGGCCUCUCUCCGACAGCGGCGACGCGCGCGGGCCGAUGCGCAUCAUUGCCGAGCCGCGCUUUGAGUCGGCGCAAAGGAGGCGGACUCUCGAGACUUCGUCGAGGUUUGGGGGGCUUGGGAGCGCCUGGGACGUCGUUGGCGGAAAUCCACACCACUACGAAACGGGAGGUUUUGGGGUUGCCGGGUUGGCAGAACCGGGGGCCAGUCGAUCACCCUGGCUUGGCGCUAUCACCGGUCGACCACACGGGAACCCUGGAUUGGGGACGGGGGUUAGCCGGGUUAGCGGGGUUAGCGGAGCUUUGAGAACCGGGUUUCAACGCGCAAACCCUUUUUCAGAGGAAGUCGAAGAAGGCGGGCGGGCUCUGGCAAUAAACCCCCGGGUAGACGAGCGGUCGUCGCGCGGCUCGAGCCGCCGCAGCCGCCGGCGCGCGGCCGCGACUAGACCGGAGUCGGAAGAAGAGUCGGAGCUGGGCCUCGUAACUGCGCUGGAGCUCGGGAGGCACCUGACAAACGCGGGAGGGGCGUCUCAGACAAGGCCCCGUAGAAUUGAAGGCGGGGAGAUGGGGGAAAGCAGAGAAACCGAGGAAACUGGUAACCCUGGGGCGAUUGGCGGAACCGGGGGAGCUGGGGCAACUGGAGGAACGGCGUCGGUUGGCGAGGAGACAGGGGGAACUAGAGUGGAGGGAGAAGCAGGAGAGGGGGGAGGGGAAGAAAGCGGCCCGAGGCGGCGCCGGUCGGGGAGGGCGUGGUGGGAGGCGGCGUAUGCGGCGAGGCUGCAGGACAGCAAAGAGGCAAAGGAUGAAUAA